AUGACAUCGGUUGAGGCACAACUAGCUAAUAUUAGCACCCAAAUGACAUCGAUGGUUAAAGCAGUAUCUUCCAUGCAUCUGAACUCACAACCUCAAAUUGUUGCAAUGGUUAAAUGUGGACUGUGUCAAGGUGGGCAUCACACAGAUCAAUGCCAAAUGAUCCAAUCCCAAGAAACAGUUGAAGAUGUGAAUUACAUAGGCAAUAACCGCCAAGGUUUUAGCCAAGGGGGUCAAUUCAACAACAAUCAUCAGAACUGGAAACCUCAACAACAAGGGAAUUGGAACCAAGCUGGGUCAAGUAACAAUGGUGGGAACCAAUGGCGAAACAACUCCCAAUCCCCUGGUUUUGAUAAGAAACCUUCACUAGAAGAUCAGAUGGGACAGAUAUUCUCUUUCAUGUCAAAGAGUCAAAAAGAGAAUGAUUUCUUCAAAGAGAAAACAAUUGAGAAGUUUGGACAGCUCGAGGCUUCUAUGAAGAAUUUGGAAACACAAAUAGGGCAGCUUGCUACAGCUUCUCAUACAAGAACUCCCGGCACCAUUCCAAGUGAUACAGUGCCCAACCCCAAGGGAAAUGAACAUUGCAAAGCAGGCACCCUGAGAAGCGGAAGAAAUUUGGAUUCAAUGCCUUUAAUGGACGACCAAGACAUCUCAUUGGUGGAUCUUUUCACCAAUUUCCCGAGAUUCUCCAAGUUCUUCAAAGACAUGUUGGCGAACAAGGAGAAACUUCAAGAUGAGGGGAUUGUGGCAUUGAGCACGAAUUGCUCACAACUGAUAUCUGGAAUCAUGCCGACGAAGAGAAGAGAUCCAGGAGGUUGCAUCAUACCGAUUGAUAACAAUGCUCCUCCUGUGGAAAAGUAUGAUGCAACCUCUACCUUGAAAAGUAUGAUAACAAUACCGAUUGAUAACCGCUACCUUGAUCCAGUCUAG
This is a messenger RNA of Salvia splendens (bonfire salvia), 927 nucleotides long. RefSeq lists its product as uncharacterized. The record is from RefSeq and is a predicted model, not a curated record. The coding region runs from base 1 to 927 and encodes 308 amino acids. Lineage: Eukaryota; Viridiplantae; Streptophyta; Magnoliopsida; Lamiales; Lamiaceae. The transcript has 2 exons.